Messenger RNA from Cyclopterus lumpus (lumpfish), 1427 nucleotides. RefSeq names its product signal-transducing adaptor protein 1-like. Gene Ontology annotation, molecular function: protein kinase binding; signaling adaptor activity. Gene Ontology annotation, biological process: cell surface receptor protein tyrosine kinase signaling pathway; positive regulation of B cell receptor signaling pathway. The transcript has 10 exons. Lineage: Eukaryota; Metazoa; Chordata; Actinopteri; Perciformes; Cyclopteridae. The coding region runs from base 243 to 1427 and encodes 394 amino acids. The record is from RefSeq and is a predicted model, not a curated record.
AGCACUGAAAGAAAAGGGCUGGAGGAGCUUAUCAGUGGAGGUUUAUAGAUCAAUAAUCAUCUUGGAUAUAAGAGUCAUUGUGAAUCCAACACUGCUUUGAGAGCUUCACAAGGAAUCAACAAGGAACAAAACCUUCUCAGGACCCAACUCCACGGUUUACUCAACGCUAAUGAAAACAGAAGAAAAGUGAGCCAAAGCUGAAACAAGCCAAGCCAGUCGAAGCACUUUGAUUUGGCAGGACGAUGUCUUUGCCAGCCAGAGUUGUUCACAAGAGGAGGACCACCAUCACAGACCUGCCUCUCUACUACUCUGGACACCUGCUGAAGAAACUUACCAAAGAGAAGGAUUUCAAAAAGUACUACGGAGAGCUCCGUGGCACCACACUCUUUCUGUACAAAGAUGACACACAAGAUACGUACUCAGAGAAGGUGGACCUGGAGCAGCUGAAGUCCAUGGAGCUAAAGUGUCCGUAUCAAAAGAAGGCACCAACUAUCUUCACUCUCACCCUGCACACAGAGGCGGUGCAGCUGAAGAUGGACAACUCUGACACAGGAGAAGAGUGGAGGGGUUACAUCCUAACCGUGGUCAAAAAAGAGAUUCCCAGUAAUCUACAGCUGCUGCCUGGCCAGAUGUUGUUGCUGCAGGAGGCUCUGGAUCAGGAGAGGAGAAGAAACACAUUCCCCAGGGAACGUCCACCCCUCCCACCCCGACCCCACUUCCUCCUGUCAGCCCCCCUUAUAACGGCCAAAGACGAGCUUGACCAAUGUGCCCCCGAGCUUCCUGCGUGUUUCUUAAGCGUGAGUCGGAAGGAGGCUGAGCAACUGUUGGAGGCAAACCCCGAGUGCGGCAGCAUUAUCCUUCGCCCUUCCACUCUGGCCAACAAUUACGCCCUAACCCUCAGACAACUGAUGCCCAGUGGGCCAGUCAUGAAGAACUACAGAGUGACCUCCACCAACUCUGGGUUUGUCAUUGAACUGGACACAGCAGUGACGGUCUCCUCCUUGAAUGACGUACUUAAAUAUUUCCUUGAAAAGACAGAGAACCGUCUUCAUCCCUACGUGGCAUCCGAGCCCUACGACACUUGCAUCGACAUGACACCGACUCCAAAGUAUGUCAGCAUGACCUCCCCUACAUCUAAAACAGUACCCAGGGCACAAGUGGCACCCAUGCUGCGUUCACAGACCAAAGAAGAGCUUCUGCCGCCCAAACAAGAGGAGAGUGAAUAUGUGGUUCCUGAGGAUCAGUGUCCUGAUGUUCACAACCUAAAGCUAGUUAAGUUGGAUGGAAAGCUUCAUGAAGUUUUAAAGUUACGGAAGGGAAACUUGUACACUGAAACUGGCACGGUUGAAGUCACCACAAAGAUGAAUGAAACCACAGAAAAAUCACACUCAGGCACAGCACAGUGGACCACAGAGAGUGACAUUUAA